AUGAUUAAAGGUAAAGACAUAUACGAAGUUUUGGCAGCUGUUGUGCCCCUAUAUGUGGCUAUGAUAUUAGCCUAUGGCUCAGUUCGGUGGUGGAAGAUUUUCACACCGGAUCAGUGCUCUGGCAUAAACCGCUUUGUGUCCAUGUUUGCAAUUCCUUUUCUUUCUUUCCAUUUCAUAUCCGCCAAUAACCCUUAUGCUAUGAACAUGAAGUUCAUAGCCGCGGAUUCUCUUCAAAAAGUUGUUAUUUUAGGGGCUCUUUUUCUAUGGAACACCUUCACAACGAAGUAUGGUAGCCUUGACUGGACGAUCACCUUCUUCUCACUUUCUACUUUGCCAAACACACUCAUUAUGGGGGUCCCUCUUUUAUCAGCUAUGUAUGGAGAUUUUACAUCCACCCUCAUGAUCCAAAUUGUGGUUUUGCAAAGUGUCAUAUGGUACACCCUUCUGCUAUUCUUGUACGAAUACAGAGGUGCUAAGCACCUUAUUUCAGAGAAAUUCCAUGAGAAUGCAGGGUCCAUCACUUCCCUAAGGGUUGAUUCAGAUGUUGGCUCUCUGAGUACUAGAGAGCCUUUGCAAGCUGAUUCAGAGAUAGGAGAAGAUGGAAAAUUUCACGUGGUUGUAAGGAGAUCAGCUUCUUCUUCUUUCGAUAAGUCUCUUAAUGGGGUUGACACAUAUUCGGUCCAAUCAUACAGAGAACCAACGCAAAGAACUUCAAGUUUUAAUCAAACAGGUUUAUACACAAAAUAUGCAUCACCAGCUUCUUAUGUUAAUCUGAGACAUGCAGGGAAUUCCGAGGCUGUUGAUGUUCCUAACGAAACUGCUGCCUCAAAAGGUGUGCAUGAAUUGAUUGACACGAGUUCUGGUCCUGAAGCAAGUGGAAAAAGGGAGCUUGAGAUUGAGGAAGGAAUCAAUUAUUGUCCUUUAGGCGGGUGCAGGAAGGAGGUGAACAUUGAAGAAGAGGAUGCAAACAAAAAACAACAAAUGCCACCUGCUAGUGUCAUGACAAGGCUCAUUCUCGUCAUGGUUUGGAGGAAGCUCAUAAGAAAUCCCAAUACCUACGCAAGUCUUUUGGGCCUCGCAUGGUCCCUCAUAUCAUUUGGGUGGAACAUCAAAAUGCCGUCUAUUAUAAAUGGUUGCAUUUCAAUAAUGUCUAAUGCCGGGCUUGGAAUGGCCAUGUUCAGUCUCGGUCUAUUCAUGGCAUUACAACCCAAGAUCAUUGCUUGUGGAAAAGCUUUAGCAGCAAUUUCUCUGGCAAUUAGGUUCUUGGUUGGUCCAGCAGUGGUUGCUGCAACCUCUACAGCCAUCGGUAUCCGUGGAGUUCUUUUACAAGUUACAAUUAUUCAGGCUGCUCUUCCCCAAGCUAUUGUUUCCUUUGUAUUCGCCAAAGAAUACAAUCUCCAUGCAGAUAUUCUAGGCACUGCGGUUAUCUUUGGAAUGAUGGCUGCAUUGCCCGUAACAAUACUAUACUUCGUGCUUCUUGGACUCUAACUUGUCUCUGGAGGCAUAAGAAAAAGAAAACAAAAAUAUGCUACAAGUUAGUAUGUGGAGCCGCAAGUCAC
Messenger RNA from Gastrolobium bilobum, 1559 nucleotides. Its product is annotated as auxin efflux carrier component 2-like. The transcript has 7 exons. Gene Ontology annotation, biological process: auxin export across the plasma membrane; auxin polar transport. The record is from RefSeq and is a predicted model, not a curated record. The coding region runs from base 1 to 1488 and encodes 495 amino acids. Gene Ontology annotation, molecular function: auxin efflux transmembrane transporter activity. Gene Ontology annotation, cellular component: endoplasmic reticulum; plasma membrane. NCBI's taxonomy places the organism in Eukaryota, Viridiplantae, Streptophyta, Magnoliopsida, Fabales, Fabaceae.